GUGAAGUAUUAACUUAGGGCAGGUUUUCCGCCUUCAGGAAGCGUGAGACUUCUCCCGGCACUUGCCGUAGCUUGAUUUUGGGGCUAUAGGCGAUAUCGACGACAAGCAACGUCCGACGACCUCAAGACACCUCGGAACUUUGCAACAUGACCAAGAAAAGAAGAAAUGGCGGCCGUAACAAGAAGGGCCGUGGCCACGUCGGUUUCGUUCGUUGCUCGAACUGCUCGCGUUGCGUCGCAAAAGAUAAGGCCAUCAAGCGCUUCACAGUGAGGAACAUGGUUGAGAGCGCGGCUGUUCGGGAUAUCAGCGAAGCCAGUGUCUACCCAGAAUACGUGAUUCCAAAACUAUACAUCAAAAUCGCAUACUGUGUAUCCUGCGCUAUUCACUCGCAUGUUGUACGUGUACGGUCACGCGAGGGCCGCCGCAACCGCGCCCCUCCCCCACGAGUCCGGUGGAAAGAUGGCAAGAAGGUGAACCCUGCAGUUGCUGCUGCAGAGGAUGCCAAGGCAGCUGCCGCAGGCAAGGCAUGAAGCUGUGCGAAGUUAUCACUUUAUGUUUUUCGCAGUGUACCUUUCCUGUGUUUUCCUAUCCAAUUCAUCCGCCAUCGCAAUGAAGUCAGCUGCGUGCCCGUCAUGGUUUAAACGUCAUCGGCGGUGAUCCUUGCGGCUUUUUUUUUUUUCGAGACGUCGC
Molecule: messenger RNA, 690 nt
Organism: Suillus clintonianus
Lineage: Eukaryota; Fungi; Basidiomycota; Agaricomycetes; Boletales; Suillaceae
Product: ribosomal protein S26e
Exons: 4
Coding region: 147-530 (127 amino acids)
Biological process (GO): translation
Cellular component (GO): ribosome; cytosolic small ribosomal subunit
Molecular function (GO): structural constituent of ribosome; mRNA binding
Source: RefSeq, a predicted model, not a curated record